Molecule: messenger RNA, 2515 nt
Organism: Humulus lupulus (European hop)
Lineage: Eukaryota; Viridiplantae; Streptophyta; Magnoliopsida; Rosales; Cannabaceae
Exons: 6
Coding region: 20-2500 (826 amino acids)
Source: RefSeq, a predicted model, not a curated record
GGCAUUGACUGGUUAAACAAUGGUUGUCACUCGUGCGGGGUCUGCAUCUCCUGCUCGGUCGGGUGCUGCGUUCUCUGGCCCAGCAUCCUCGAAGCAUUCUGACGAUCAAGAGUCUUCCGAAACGAAGGGGAAACUUCUGAAGAGUAAUCUUUCUCCUUUGUCUAAAGGGAAAGCUGUUUUGAAGUAUUCAUUGGAUUCUCCCCUUCCUAAUGUGAUCGAGGAUGAUGUUGGUGGUUCAAAUGAGUUGAAGGAGGGCGACAUGCAUGCGAGUGUUGACUUAAUUGGGAAAAAGUUGAAGCGAAAACAUGUUGCAUUGUCAAAGAGCAAAGUCAGUGCGAAGAAAUCUAAGAAACUAUCUAUUGGAGGUUCUAGUCGAGUAAAGUGCAAGGCUAACAGAAAAAUUGCGAAGAAGAAUGUUGGUUUACUGGAUAAACCGAAGCAUAUGGAAUGUUUUAUCAAACAUGAGGAUCAUUAUAGAGCAAGAGUCAAUUUUCACUGUGGUUUUGAGAAGAUCAAUGUGAUCUCAGAAAAAUUUACUGACUCUCAAAAGGUUUUGUUUAGUAAGACUUGCUUUGGUCAUUUUCUAAACCUUAAAUCUUAUGCUAAUCAAGCUAAAUUGGUUCACCAUGUUUUGUUGAGAGAAGUUAACCAACCAAACUUAAAUGAAAUGUGGUUUAAAGUUUGUGGAAAGCUGAUUAGGUUUUCUUUGGGUGAAUUUGGGUUAUUGUCUGGGUUAAAUGUGUUUGGUGACAUUGAUAGAGGUGGAAUUAAGAAUAGUAAUCCUAUUGGAUUGUAUUCUAAAUUUUUUGGUGACCAUACAAGGGGCAUUUCAAGAAUUAUUGUUGAAGAAAGGUUUAAGGCUGCCAAUUUUGAUAAUGAUGAUGAGGCUGUUAGGAUGGUUGUACUUUACCUGAUCACUAACUUUUUGUAUGCUUGGCAAAAAGAGAAGAACAUUGAAAAAACUGACUUGUAUCUUUGUGAUAGUGGUGGUUUUAAUCAUUUUCCAUGGGGAAAGGAUAUUUUUAAUGUGACUCUCUCAUCUUUGAGAGAUGCUUUAAGGGAAAAUGAAGUUGUUAUUACUCGGCAAGGUUCUUACCCAACCUAUAAGUUGAAUGGUUUGCCAUUUGUUUUCCAAGUUUUCAUUUACGAAUCAAUUCCUAGUUUAGAGGGAACUUAUUGUGAGAAGGUUAGUUGUGGUCUGCCUAGGAUUAUAAAUUGGUCAUCUGUUGCAAUCCCAUCUCAUAAGGAGCUUGAGAGGAAUGUGUUUUCAUUACAUAAGACCAAAAUUGUUAAAGUUUUGCCCACUGAUGAAGAGAACAAUUCCUUCAAGCUUGAAGGUUUUUUCCAGUGCAACAAGGAUAUGAAUGUUGCUGAUUUUGAGGAUGAUGAUUUUGUUGCUCCUCCAAAGAAACCAACCAGUGAGGCUCCUUCCUCAUCCUAUGUUCCUUGUGUGACAUUUGGUUUUUCUGAUAUGAAAAUUAUUGUGGAUGAAUGUCAGAAGAAGUGUAACAUUAUGUCUAAGGAAAUUGCAUUUUUAAAGUCUGCUAGUGAAUCUAGACAUAGGGCAUUGAUGGAGAUGUUGGUUAAUUUGAAAAACGAUCAAGAUUUAAAACACAAGGCAGUUAUGGAAAUGUUAGGUGAGUUGAGGCCAAAAUCAUGUGGUAUUAAUGAUGAUAUUGAUCAUGUUGAUGUUGGUUUUGUGGGAGCUGAUGUUGGUGAUACUUCUGGUGGUGGUGGUGUUUCAAAGGAAAAGGAUAAGUUUUUUGAGAAUGAAAGUUUUACCCAAGUUUUUGAUGAAUGCAUUCAAGCAAUGCAAGAAGAUGCUGCUGGAGAUAUGGUAAUUGCAGAUGAUAAGAAUGAUACAGUAAAUGAGAAUGAGAAGACUACUGGGAAUGAUGUUGAAGAAACAAUGAAUAUUGUCAAACCUCAUGAUGAUGUAGCUGAUGUUGUUAAAGAUCUAGAAGAAGAGACUCAUAUUUUUAACAACAUGAAUGUGGAGAUUUUUGAUAAAGUUGUUCAUGCAGCUGUUGGUGAUUUGGCAAAGAAAAAGGAAGUUAUUAUGGCAACACCCAUUGCUGGUUCUUUGAUGAAUCCAGUAGUUGUGUCUACUCCUGUUGUUGGCAAAAGGAAUCCAAAGCCUGCUACAGUUUUGCAAUCUCCUUUUGUUAACCAAUUUGGAUCAUCUUCUUCUGAGGAUAUGAAACAUUUGGAGGUUGUGAAGUCUAAAAGGAAGGUUGUGGGACGAUAUGCUUUUGGAGACAAUCUUUUUGAUCUGCCUAAUCAAAUUGACCAAGACUCUUUUAACAAGUGGUUUUCUCUGGGGCUGAGAAAAAAUAAUAAGUAUAAGAAAUUUGAUGAUAAUAAUAGUAUCAUUAAGGAGCCAUUUCAGUUUUGUGUAACUGAGAUUGAGAGAAAAUUUUGGUUUUAUGAUUUAGUUAAAGAUGGGAGGGAUUUGGACAAUGAGGUAUUUUUUUCCCUUAUUAUUAUUAAGUUGUUUUAGUUUUGCUGUUUUCAU